UUGAUAUUAUUGUUGAUAUUUGGUGGCCUUCUUUGCAGGUUGAUUUGACCUUUUUAGUUCAACAUGUCAGAUAACAUCCUUGUUGCCGUGCGGCUGCGGCCACUGAUACAGAGAGAAGUUACAGAUAAUUCGGCCAUCCACUGGCAGUUAGGUGAAGGGAACACCUUAAUUCAGAUUGAUCCUCAUACACGGAAAGCAUUAUGCCCUCCUUAUAAAUUUGAUCGUGUUUUUGGCAUGGACUAUGAAAAUGCAGACAUAUUUUUUGAAGUUGCGCAGGGCAUCGUUGAAUCUGCUCUUGCAGGAUUCAAUGGUACAAUAUUUGCCUACGGUCAGACAUCAUCAGGGAAGACGUACACAAUGAUGGGCGAGAAGAGUAGUCCUGGAAUAAUUCCACUGGCCAUACAGAAUAUUUUUAAUAGCAUUGAGAAAAACAACCCUGAUCGCGAAUACCUUAUAAGCGCAUUUGUGAAUUUCCGUGACUCCAAGCUCACCCGUAUUCUCCAGUCGUCACUGGGUGGAAAUGCAAAGACUGCUAUUGUAUGUAAUGUCACCCCAGUUGGCAUUGAUCAGACUCAUUCCACAUUAAGCACUGAGUGA
Messenger RNA from Macrobrachium nipponense, 597 nucleotides. Its product is annotated as centromere-associated protein E-like. Gene Ontology annotation, biological process: microtubule-based movement. Bases 64 to 597 code for a protein of 177 amino acids. Gene Ontology annotation, molecular function: ATP binding; microtubule binding; microtubule motor activity. The record is from RefSeq and is a predicted model, not a curated record. The transcript has 5 exons. Lineage: Eukaryota; Metazoa; Arthropoda; Malacostraca; Decapoda; Palaemonidae.